AUGAGGACUCAUACCGGUGAGAAACCGCACAGUUGUUCGAAAUGUGGGAUGAAUUUCGCCGAUCCAUCGAAUCGGCUUAGACAUAUGAUAAUCAUUCAUACUGGUGGAAAACUGCACAAUUGUUCUGUGUGCAAUAAAACAUUCUCGCUAUUACAUAACAUGAAACGUCACAUGAAGAUUCAUGACAAUGAUAGGCAGAAAUUCAGCUGCCCUGUAUGCAGCAAAGCUUUUGUGACGGAAUCCUAUUGGAAAAAACACAUGGAGAAUUGCACCUUGAAUGAACUGAUAGACGCAUUUUAA
Messenger RNA from Loa loa (African eye worm), 300 nucleotides. Its product is annotated as zinc finger protein. NCBI's taxonomy places the organism in Eukaryota, Metazoa, Nematoda, Chromadorea, Rhabditida, Onchocercidae. The transcript has a single exon. The record is from RefSeq and is a predicted model, not a curated record. Gene Ontology annotation, cellular component: nucleus. Gene Ontology annotation, biological process: regulation of transcription by RNA polymerase II. Gene Ontology annotation, molecular function: DNA-binding transcription factor activity, RNA polymerase II-specific; RNA polymerase II cis-regulatory region sequence-specific DNA binding. The coding region runs from base 1 to 300 and encodes 99 amino acids.